UACAGCCGCCUCCAACCGGCAGAAAGCACGCGCUGAAACCUGCAGCUGAUAGUCAAACUUUAACCAUCUAUCAAAAAUGUCCCCCAGCAGCAGCUGUCACUGAAAGGCGGCAUCAGGCACAGAGGGAUGGAGCGCAGGAAUUAACCGGACAAAGGAGGAAAGCUGACGGACAGUGUGACGUUCAGGAGCCUCGGCGAGGAUUACCACGCUCUCCAACGGUGGGGUGUUUUUUCCCCUCUAAAAAUAGGCGACUUUGGGUCUGCACGCCCCCACCUAGAGAUGUUAACCGCGAUGUUAGCUUGUUGAAAAAAAUUGCUUCAGUCAUUGCCACAAGAUUGUUAAUGUUCCUCAAAUCUGCAUCUCCCCUCCUAAAAAUGUUUGCGGAGCUCCUCGGUGGAUUAUCUGAACCGGUUGUCAGCUGUGUGAUUUAUAAUUGAUCACGGAGGACGGAGCUGGACACCGCCCGGACCAGCUUCAAGGCUACCGGACCGGGAUUGUAUGUCUUUUUGCCUGGUUUGUGAAAAGAAAAAGGCAGUCAGCUUCCAGCUCUGUGUGCUGGCGGAUGGAAACUGCGCGCAUUGCCGGAAUAUUUUGGGAUUGAGAUAGUUCAAUUUGUUAAAUAGGGCCCUACCUGGAGGGAUAGCUGCAUGUUUUGGAGAACACACCACCCGUCCAUACACUCAGACGGAUGCUUGGAUAAGUGAAAAGGUUACUUGCACUCAAGGACACUCUCAGUGUUAGUCGGUGUAGUUCUCUUAAAGUCUUUGGGUUUUGAAGCACAAACUGGAGCUGCGCACGGAUUUUAAGUGGGAUUGAAGGUAUUUAGCCCCCCGACAUCACUUUUCUGUGCUGCGUCUCGCUUUGGAUAUCCCUCUGAGGACUGUGCUCCAAUGAAACAGCGAAUGUACACAGAUGGCACGAGCUCUGACGCCCCUGUUACUUUGAAUGCGUUACUGGAAUAACGGUAAUUGGGAUUUGGGAGGCGAAUGGGAGGCUAAUGGGAGUUAUUCAGCAGCCAUAUAACCCCCUCCAUCCACCCACCCUUGUCGUUUGAGGAUCUAUGUGUACGUGAGUGCGUCUCGUAGUUUUGCACGGUGAGACCACCGGCACCUGGAUUCCCGGUUCGCCCCCUUUUCUUCUCUUCUGCCUGACUGCGCGCACGUCUGUUCCGGUAAUUUCGCUCCUGCUGCUGCCGCUGCCUCUGCUGCUGUCCGGUCCCACACACAUACACACACACACUCCCGUUUAUUCAGCCCCAGAAAACUACCAAGAGAGCCUCUCUCUCUCCGCGUGUGGAUGGGAAAGGAGUCGCGCAGGAGAGGAGAGCAGGAGUUGGGAUAAGCAGCCGAGCCUGAUCGCCUUUAAAAAAAAAAAAAAAAAGCCGUGCGGGGCUCCUCGUUGUGAUUUAACUCAUCUAUUAGUGGACGGAUCGGGAGAGCAAGAAGAAGGGGUUCCGGAGAAAAGAGACUAGAGGAAAGAAGGUGGAGAUCGAUGAAGGUAUCUGGAAGGAUUGAGCUGGCAACCAGAUGACAUAAAGAUGCUAGAGGACAGAAACACGUGAAGCCAGUCUAUUGAAGGUGGGAAGAUUGUCCUGGAUUGGUCAAGAGCAGGCAGAGCAGAAAAUGAGAAAUCAGAAAAUAGUCUCAAGGCCCUUGAACUCUGGUUCGGCAGCAAGUAAGUGGUAGGAGGGUGCCCUUGUUAGCUUGUCAUCCCAUUGUAACCCUGAGGCCAGUGAUGUGACUGGAAUGUGAAUUCACCAUAAAAGGACCGACUCUACCUGAGGACUUCCUGCUUCCCCAAGAAACUCAGGGAAUCUUGGCAGACUUUGACGGACAGCUGGCUGAGCAAAUGACAAACUUUGAGAGCUUUUAACGCAUGUCUGCUGGGUCCUCCGGUCAAACCAACGUGGGCGUGCGCACCACGAUUACGUGAAAGUGAACCCGGAUGAGCGCCAGCACUGCUUCGUGCCCUGUGAGAAGAGGACGGCCCCCCUCCCUGUUGAAGAGGCUGUUGCAGAUCAAAUCCAGUCAUCACAUCACAGCUGGACUUGGUCCUGAUUGGCUCCCCUUGAUAAAGAAAUAGUGAAACCCCCUGAAUCAGCAGGACUGUAGCCAUGGAUGUCGUCUCCUCGCUGGUCUGCCCUCUCCUCCUCUUCUUCAUCCUCCUGUCCUCCCUUCCCUCCUGCUCCUCCUCCAUGCUGUGUCCGAAGCGGUGCACCUGCCAGAACCUGCUGCCAUCCUACACAGUGCUGUGUGCCAAGACGGGCCUCCUCUUCGUCCCGCCCAACAUCGACCGCCAGACAGCCGAGCUCAGGCUGAUGGACAACUUCAUCACAACGCUGAGGCACCGCGACUUCGCCAACAUGUCCAGCCUGAUCCAUCUGACCCUGAGCAGAAACACCAUCAGUCAAAUCCGGCCGUACGCCUUCGCUGACCUUCAGGACCUCCAUGCUCUCCACCUGGAUGCCAACCGCCUCACCGUCCUGGACGACUCCCACUUCCAAGGCCUGGUGAACCUGCGGCACCUCAUCCUGGCCAACAACCAGCUGCACAGCAUAUCAGAGGGAGCCUUUCAGGAUUUCCUGGAGACUCUGGAGGACUUGGAUUUGAGCUAUAACAACCUGGUGGACAUCCCCUGGGAGACCAUCGCCCUGCUGGUCAGCGUCAACACCCUCAGCCUCGAUCAUAACCUCAUAGAAAGCGUCCCCGAGGGAAUCUUCUCCAACCUGCACAAACUGGCCAGAUUGGACAUGACAUCCAACAAGCUAAAGAAGAUUCCUCCAGACCCAUUGUUCCUGCGGAUUCCCGUGUAUGCCAAGAUGAAGGGUUCUCCUCUCACGGCGCUGGUGUUAAGUUUCGGUGGGAACCCUCUGCAUUGUAACUGUGAGCUGGUCUGGCUCCGCAGACUGACCAGAGAGGACGACCUGGAGACCUGCGCUUCGCCCAAAGACCUGGCUGGCAAAUACUUCUGGACCAUUAGAGAGGAGGAGUUUGUGUGCGAGCCCCCAAUGAUAACUCGCCAUACCUCCAAGAUGUUUGUGAUGGAGGGUCAGGAGGUCAGCCUGCGCUGUAAAUCCAUUGGAGAUCCUGAGCCCUCGACACAUUGGGUCAGUCCUGAUGGAAAGCUGAUUGGCAACACAUCCAGAACCAUCUGCUACGAGAACGGCUCGCUUGACAUCCUAAAGGCAUCCGUUAAGGAUUCUGGAAAGUUUACGUGCAUAGCAUCUAAUGCAGCUGGGGAAGCCACCGCUCCUGUUGAGUUAGUCGUCAACCCUUCGCCACACUUUGACCCCAAACUGGACCCCGACCCAGGGCCUUCAGACAUCCCCACAUCCAUCAAAUCCAAUGCCAGCGGAGGUCAGGCCCGGUACGACCAGCAAAGGGUCAGUGUGUCGGAUCUAACAUCCAGUUCUGCUACCAUUCGAUGGCCCCCGCAGAACCACAUACCCGGAGUCCGCAUGUACCAGAUCCAGUACAACAGCUCCACAGACGAUAUCCUCAUAUACAGGAUGAUCCCAGCCAACCACAAAUACUUCCUACUGAGCGACCUGGCAUCAUCGCGGGACUACGAGCUGUGUGUUUUGGCCGUCUAUGACGACGGCAUCACCGCCCUUACAGGCACCAAGCUAGUGGGCUGCGUGUCCUUCAGCACGGAGACGGAGUACGGACGCUGUCACUCGAUACGAGAUCAGUUCCUGGGAGGUACCAUGAUCAUUAUCAUCGGGGGGAUCAUCGUGGCCUCUGUCCUAGUCUUCAUCUUCAUCCUUCUGAUGAAGUACAAGCUGCACAGCAACCACUACAAACAGAAAGCUGCCGCGCGCCAUGCUAACGUCUGCUCCCAGACCAACGGAGGAGGGGGAGGGGGAGCCAACGUCCUCGCUGUGCCUCCGUCCUCCUCCUCUGCAGGGCAGGGUGGAGGUGUUAAUAAAAACUCCCAGCCAUCAUCAUCGGCAGAAGGGAUGGGAGGAGCUUCUCUUCGAGGGACGACUGUAGUGGACUUAAAUCCCACCCAUGACGAUGAUGCCAUCUCCCAAUAACACACAAGAAACUGUCAGUCACACCCACAACUCACCAAUCUCUGAGCCCAAACCAAUACUCCACCUCCCUCCCCCUUUUUUUAUUUCUUUUGUUGCUGGUGCCUGGAGCCAAACUCCACUUUACUCCGAGGAGCGGCUCCUGUUAUUGAUUUACUUACAUUCAGCUUCACGGCGCUGAAGGGAGAGGAGGAGGGAGAGGUGCCCCAGUGAAUUGCAUGGUCACAUUCUCCUAAUGAGCCCCGAUGAUCAAGUGUUUGACCCAGAGACACAGCCACCUCACGCCUGAGGCCACCUCACUCAAGAAUCAGAUGGGAUGUGAUGUGAACAUCCUGUGGGCAGUCAGAGGAGAAUAAACAGCCUUCCUGUUGACAUGCAGGACGCUUGAAUCAGACAUGUUGGAUACAGGUUAGGCUCUGGAUGUUGAACUCUGCUCAUGUUCGGUGCUUAACUGGGGCUUGAAACCUUGGAUCAGAAGAACUGGAGUAAACAUGGUCUUGAAUCUCUUCUUCUUUUCUGAAGGAAAUAUCCAAUGAUCAGACGGGGCUCUAAAGGGUGUCGUGUGGAUUUAACCUCUGCAUUUGACAGUUAGAAUCCACCCUCAAUGCUGCUCUGGGAAUACACUGAACGGAUUACUGAAAAAACCCUUUUAUGACAUUUUUCCAGGAUCUCCUAGAUUGUGGUUCCUCUAGGAUUUGGUGGCACCACUCCUCUCUUUCCCCAGCAUACAGUCAUAUGCCAAAGGAUUACUACAGUAUUAUGACAGCAUUACUACAAUAUCGGGAGAAUAUGCAGAUUUCCAAAAGCACACCGCUCUAUUAUCUCUUAGCAGUCAAAGAGAAAAUUCAUGUUGGGCCUUGGAUUGAAAAUACGAGCACAUUGUCAACGUCUUGUCUCAAAGCAUCAGUAAUACAAACUGUCAAACUAAACGGUGAACUUCUCUGGCACUUUAAUCGUAUGUCUUCACCUUCCCUCUCUCUCUAUCUCUCUUUCUCUGUCUCUCUCACUCUCUCUCUUUCUCUCACUUUCAUGAACAACUGAAUAGUAUACUCUCCAGUAUUACCAAUCUAACUCUUCUGGCUGCGAAUGACUCAGAAAAUGUUGAAAUAAUCAGUGUGUUUGCGUUCAUGGUGGAUUGGUUCUCUCUAUGUCAGAGUAUUAAUAAAAAAUAAAAACCUUGGCGUCCCAAGAAUGGAGCCUUGAGGAACUCCUGUGAGGAUUUAUUCAAAGCCAAACUUCAAGCACAGACGUCCGGCUCUACGUUUGAUGGUGAAUUCUGAUGUUCCGUUUGACACUGGAAAGUAACUGUACCUGUACGAAGCACUGGUGAACUUGACCAUUGGUGUUCCUAUUACUAAAAGCUGGCACUUGAGAUAGUUAAAUGUAUUAAGCGGUUUUAAAAGAUGGCCAGCAGAACUUGCGCUGUCCCAUCCCCUCCCUCCCUCUCUUGCUCCCCCUUUGCCGUUUGACAGUGUCUGUGUUUGUAUGUGACAUACACCUUACAGUCUUCGAUGGUUUGAUACCCAUGAUUUACUUUGAAUAUAACGAAACAAAUGACCACAACAAGGAGAAAAAAAAACACAACAACAUGCGAAAUGGGGAUUUUAUGCUUUCAUAGA
Messenger RNA from Epinephelus fuscoguttatus (brown-marbled grouper), 5652 nucleotides. RefSeq lists its product as uncharacterized. Gene Ontology annotation, molecular function: protein binding. Bases 2114 to 4036 code for a protein of 640 amino acids. The transcript has 17 exons. The record is from RefSeq and is a predicted model, not a curated record. Lineage: Eukaryota; Metazoa; Chordata; Actinopteri; Perciformes; Serranidae.